CGUCCGUCGUCGAUAUCCCAGGCGAAAACGACGAUUUUCCCACGCCCUGUUCUCGCACUGUUUCUUCGUCGAAGUCCGUGGGAAAAUCGGCGCCAGCACUGACUCCGUUCUUCUCUCUCUUCACACUUUUCCCACGACAUGUCUACUACCCGACGACGAUCGCUCCGACCCGCCUCUGCUCUGAAAGCAAGCCUCUGCCCCGGACCAGCAACCCAGGAGGUGCUUUGCGGGAAUUGUGCUUUGAAGUUCAUCGCCACAAGACCAAGACUCCCCGUGGGAAAUCGGCCUGCAAGUAGGUUUGGUGAUCUUCGUCAUAUCUGGCUCGAGCGGGGACCGGCUCUGUCUGGGAACGCCCUUUCUCAGGCUAAAGCUCUUCGUCUUCCUUGCCGCCCAGUGUCUGCCCUACAGCAACGGCCGUCGCACCAGUGCAUUUCCAGCGACAAUUUACUGAAGCUGGCCAGGAACGCUCAACCUCAAUGGUGCCCUCUGCCUUCUCACCCUUGUUUCGACCGAAGCUCUUCGAUGCCGACGGCGCAUAACCAAGAAAAUGCUAGCGGUAUCGACUAUGGGCCAGAUAUACCUGAGAGUCACACGUCCUAUCAUAGCAGCAUGCCCAAGGAUGCCGAGGAACCGCCCAUACUUCCCAGCAUUCCCAGCAUGAGCAGUUGGGCUUAUGAGCCGUACGACACUCUAUCGGCGAACUACUCCUGCAAUCUCCUGCCCGAUACUCCCAACGCCUCGGCCAAAGCCCAUGAGGAUGGUCCGUUUGACACCCAUCAUCAUCAGUUUUACGAGAUCCAUCAUCACCACUACUAUUCGUACGCGGGAUGUCGAGCAGAUGGGGGCACAGAAGAGGAUGUGAAAGAUCACUCCACCUGCGGUCAAGACUCGCAAGCAGGCACUGUGCCUCCGGGAACCGAAGAUCACGCCAGCAUGUUCAAGCAGUCGUCGUACUACACAGCCCAGGGGCAGGACUAUUCUCCACCUUCGCAGUAUCCUCGAUAUGACGUGUCCGGCGGCACGAUAGCAAAUGGCAGCCCGGACGGUCUGGGCGGCGUAAACCGACCCAUAUCUUAUUCUCAGCUUCCGACAUAUUCGGCAUUGUAUACCAGCCCGCAAGCUGGAUACUUCGAUCAAGUUGCGGUGUUCCGUAGAUCCGAGAGCUCUCCUCAGCUUGCCGAUGUAUCGUACCGCGAUCACCGUCCAUAUGCGCAAGCCUCCAUCUCGCCGACUUCCAGCCACACGUGGUCCGCAAAUGAGUACGAUGGCGAGCUGUCCCAAGAAACCACAUUGGACUCGCCGUGGGUUUCUAGCUAUAUUUCACCGCAGUGGCUGCAUCCUAAGGUCCCUGUCCCGCUUCAACAUCUUCAUCGCUUUAACUCCAAUGGAUCAGCGUAUGAGUCAACUGAGCCUGCCAAUUACCCGAUGCCGGAAGAACCGCAAAUCACCAUCGACAAAAAGCAUAUGCCUGAUAGCGAAAUCCAACACAGACUGCAAAUCAGGGCUGACACAUUGAAUCUUAUGGCCGCCACUGCUAAGAGGGUGAGUGCGGCCGCUUGGCGACCUGAUCUGGAGCCGAAGGCAACAAUGUAAGUCUCGUGGUUUCUCUGAAAUUCAGCGGUGUAUCAAGCUGACGGAUAGUCCAAUUCUUCGAAACCAGCUCGGAAGUUCCGGACCCCACCCCGACCCCACUUCCCAAGCCGCCUACCUUCCCGUCGCAAAAGCCGCCACCUGCUGCAUUGUCCAUAGUGAUCCCCAGUCGCACCAUGCAAGUCAGGAAAAAACCCGUCAAGCGUACGCCAUCAAGCGCGACAACACCAGGAGGCAGUGCAAAACCUCGCCUCAU
This is a messenger RNA of Fimicolochytrium jonesii, 1846 nucleotides long. RefSeq lists its product as uncharacterized. The record is from RefSeq and is a predicted model, not a curated record. Bases 139 to 1593 code for a protein of 484 amino acids. NCBI's taxonomy places the organism in Eukaryota, Fungi, Chytridiomycota, Chytridiomycetes, Spizellomycetales, Powellomycetaceae. The transcript is spliced from 2 exons.